UCUGUCAAACUGUUUCGACAAGAAAAGGAGCUUCUGUAUAAAUGAUGGAUGAAUUUUCCAACAUUGCAAGCUAAAAUGAGCAUGAAAUUAUACCAAAAAAUUUUUCGAAGCCCUUCAUGAUUCGAGUGCUCCAAUGCUUUAAUGUAAAAUCCAGAAAUUUCAUGUAAACGGUGCUUUAUACCUUCCAGAAUCCUGGAUUUAAAUUUCAAGCUGAUAGGCAGAAACAUCAUGGGCCCUUUAAAUUGGUAUUUUCGAGGGGAAAGGCUUUUUAGCGAAUAUUUGUCUAUUUGCCAAAUAAUGACAAUUGGCAUUGAGUUGUGAAAAGGUAGGACCCCCACUGACUUUAUUAGUAAUCAAUACUUUCGAAACCAAGUAUUACGGUAAACAAUUUGUAAAAUGAGUCAUGACGAAGCUGAAAGGUAUCUUAAUACCAAGAAAUGUAAUGACAGUUGCUGCGGUUGUCCGCCAUGGUCAAUAGUCAAUGGAUCUUAAACACGUGAUUCUAAAUGAAAACAAACCACAAGUAGUACCAGCAGAAAUAAUAAGACGCACAUUAGUAUACCACUGUAUGAACUGGUGGCUGGUAUGUCAAAACUACGCUGUCAAGAUCAAAGUUGGAGGUGGUAACAACAUUGAUAACAGAAGACGCUGAUUCAUGAAAAGAUCUGAAUGAUAAGGCUUUCUGGGGGAGAGAAGGCUCAAGUCUGGUUAUGAAUACAUGUUUAGCUCAACAAGUCUGAGAAUCCAAAAAGUCAUUACAAGAGGGAAAAGGAGGAGAGAAAGACUCCAGUGAUUUGCAUAAAAAUAUCCCAUGUUUAAAGAAUGUACAUCCCAAUCGUUAAUCAUCUAUAUAGUUUCUCGGGUCACUGUCGAGCAGAAAGGACCUUGUUAAGAAAUCGUCAAUAUAAAAUCACUUGUUUUAGGCUAAAAGAAGCUCAACAUAAAAGCUAUGCUGUUUUUACUAAGCACCUUUAAUUGUAAGAAAAUUACGUUGGCUGCGGCCAAUUGGAUGCUACUGUUAAUUUUUGGGCAGAGUAGAGGCUCCGGGCGAGUGAAAUUGUUCUAGUGUAGAACUCAGAAGUAAUUUUUAUCAAGCAGCAAAAAUAGCUCAUGCUUUGAUGUUUAGCUGUCUGAAAACGGGUGAUUUGGUUUUAAAAGCUUGACUGGAAUUUGAACAAACUUCGAUUGAAAGAAGUGUCUGGUAUGAGAAUGACGUCAUGAAGUAAUUUAAUUUUGAAUAUAUGUUGGUAGCCAUAAGACCAUUUUUCGAACGCCUAGCUACCAUUUACUAUAAAAAUGAAAAUGAUUUUGAUUGCAUGACUCUGCACACUCUCCUUUGGUAUGGAGUUUUUCUUUUAAAAAACACUCCUUUCAUUGAGUUUGAAAUUUGAAGAAAUAAAGGCAUAAAAACUACACGAAAUUAUUUUGCUGAUUCUUGGCUAUCUUGCUGAUGUGUGCUUGUCGAAGUAAGCCGAUCUCCACAAAGAGAUGGUGAAUCAUCUCUAUGGUGAAUCAUACCAUUUUGGCAAAGCUAGACGAAAAGAUGCCCCCGUCUUAGUAAUAACAAAUAUGCAAUUCACAACUUCAGACUAUUUGAGUCACAGAAAUAGCAGCUUACAGCAAUGGGUGAUAACAUCUAGAUGAAUUAUUCAGAAAGCCAAGCGAGUAUUGAGUCAAUAAAACUGGGAAUAACAGAAACUGAUAUGCUAGAAAGUUAGCGAUUCUCGAGAAAAGCUAGUCGUCCUCUUUUUAUAAGCAGCAAGCCAGUGGUGGAAUUUGCUUUAACAGGUGUUUGUAAGCGUCUUGUGUUGUGCUUUUAACGACAAAAAAGUGAGAUGUAAUAUUUCUCAAAACACGUAGCUCUUUUAGCUGGCAUAUGUUGAAGAUUUUCGCAUCAUUUGCAUGGAGGCGAGAAAGAUAAACAGCUUGUUUUGCAAGGAGCAACAGAAGUUUGACUGACAAAACUGUGCAACUGAUGUGCUACCAUCGAAAAGACUUUGAAACUGAUUUGAAGAUGAGUAAAAGAAAUUACACAAAGUUUAUCAAGGCAUUGUAACAUGAAGAUUAGAAAGCUGCUGUUUGCAGCAGGCCUCUUCUGGUUUGCUGUCACGAAUGUUUGUCACCCAAUAUCUGAACGAAGGAUCCAUAAUAGCAAUGAAGAAGGGCUUAGCCCUGAUGCCUCUAGUUUAAAUGAUCACCAAAUCCUGAUUAAGCCAUCAAUGCUUCUGGUCAAUGCAUCAACCUCGAAGCAGCAUACCAAAACAUUGCCGAAUUACCCGGUGAGAUUUAAUGGCAUGGCUACAAAGAACCAGCCUUGGAGUAAUGAAAAAGUAGUUAUGAAGGAUGCUUUGCAGCCGUUAAACAAGCCAUUGGGGUAUGUGAUGUAUGAUCCCCUUCCUUCAUUUGAAAAGUCAAUGAAACCAAGCUACCAAAAAAGAAAAGAAUGGAACUACAAGAUUUUUAUUGAGUUGCAACACACAUCCAAGCAUAUCCGGAAGAAGUUAGACAUAUUAGAAACAGCUUUGCGGGACAUUGCAGAUUUCUUUGGAGACAGUGCAAUUACGCUAGUUUUUCCUAUUUGGCACAAGCUUGAAGGUGACACUUUGAAGUUAGUCUGGAGUAAUAUUACUAUGGGUUAUCCAUUAUGCUCCGAAAAACUAAUGCAUUACAUGUCCACCAAUAUAUUUGACAUCGAUGCCUCGCCGACAGCUGAUUUCAAGCGGGCUUUUGAGCCUGAACUUCGUCUCGUAAGUGCACACGAGGAACGGAGGGGAUUUUGUUCUGAUUACAGUUUGAACAAUACCUAUGCCAGGCUUAUAGAAAACAUUAUUCUACCACAGCAUUCAACUCCUACAAAAGCAAAUAGGCCUAGAUUUCGAAGAAAUGCUGCAGUGGGAAACCCGCCAAUAGUUAACCAGUCACUGCCGAGUUUCAAUGCAAGCUAUUGCUCCUUAUUUGUUUACGCAAUACCAGAAAAGGUCUUCCUAGACAAAGAAGAGGGUAACACACGUAAUCUGACAUUGACAAUUUUGCAUAUGAACGGCACGUCGGUCAGCCUCAACUCGUGGCUACAGCUGGAUGGUAGCUUGCAAACACUGUAUGGAUAUUUGAAAGUAAGUGACAGUGUCUUUGCGGAUUCUGAAAAGUUUUUUCAUUACAAAGUUCGCGCAACAGAUUCAACGGGUUUGUCGGCAGAUGCCCCUUUUAGCAUAAAAAUACCCCAUUCACCUCCGACCGUCUUCUUCAAAGUAGUGCUAACAGUGAACUCAUUCGAAGAACAAGGCAAGCCAUAUGUAAACGAAGUCAUUUUUCUUGCCUACAAAGUCAUUCGGUUUUUCAAUGAUAACUAUUUCACGACUGUAAAUGUACUAGACUUUAAUAGAAACCAUACAAGCAGUCAUGCAGAAGAGACAGUGACAUUUGGAUGGACAAACUGCACUAUAAGUGGGCCUGGUUGUCCAUCUGGCGUUAUUGAAUCGCUGACACGAAAGCUCAUUACUGAUGACGGGAAGCCAAACCCAAGCUUCACUGAAAAACUCAAGCCACAAUACAGUUUAUACGAUCUCAAAAUCGAGAAAGUUGGCGCUUGUCUAGCUCCCUUGUCCUCAGUUAUUUCACUUGCCACUCCAACACCUGUGCAUUCGUUGUCACCAAUAAUAAGCAACGCGAUUCCUGAAAUCGUUGUCUAUACAACACAACCUCUCAAUUAUCAAAUUCCAACUAACACUUUCUAUGACGUCCUAGAUGGGUCCACGAGAAAUCUGCGCCUGCAGCUACGAACGGCAGCAAACAUUUCUUUAUCCGCAAGUUCUUGGAUACAGUUUCAUGUUAAUACCCAGAUAAUUUUUGGCAUUCUGACAACUAAUGUGUUCACAAGUGCCAAUCCAAUGUCUUUUACCUACCUUCUCAUAGCCACUAAUUCACGAGGAUAUAGCACAUAUCUUACUAUAAGUUUGAAGGGAUAUAGAGAAACCAUCUCUUUUGGUGCACUUUUCUCCAUUAGUGGAAGAGACAACAGCCAAUCAACUGUAAAUGACAUAACUAUUUUGGAUACUACAUUGAACAAAUUACGUGGCUAUGUCAAAGACAAAAAGAACGAUACAAUCGAAGUUAAAAGCUUCACCAGACUUUCGACAGGGCAGCAGAAGAUUUUCUCGUUUGUUUACACAAACACGUCAAUAACCACAAGUAACUGUGUUGGCCUUCAACGUAUCAUUCCGUUGCUUCAAACUGAAGGUAGCUUGAUCAAUCAGGAUCUCACUGCUGCCCUUGUUCCAGAGAUCGUUGCUGAUAGAAUUGAUAUUGUCAGGUAUGGUAGCUGUUCCAACUUGCAAAGCCGGUCAAUAGGCCCUUCUCCGACACCAGGAGGCUUGUUUCCAGUCACUAUUAAUCAAGUACCACUCAUUAACAUCAAAACAGGACUGUAUUUCUCAUUCAGAAUUCCUGUACAGACGUUUUAUGAUGCGAGUGAUGGCGAUACAACAAAACUCAGACUGCAAGUUACUUUUUCUAACGGUAAUGCUUUGAUUCAUGGCUCAUGGGUACAGUUUGAUACGGUAUCGCAAACGUUAUACGGCCUUUUACCAGCAAAUCAGCAAUCAGUUCGUCCAUAUCAGAAUUUUACACUUAUCUUAAGGGCAACAAACUCAUUGGGAUACUCGACUGUGCAAAUUAUUACCAUCCAAAGCCAAUACCAGUCAAUUGGUAAUGGCAUUGUUGUAACAUUCAGCGGCAGAGAAUACAAUAUCAACCACUGGAACGACGUACAGCUGCAAAACUUCAUGUUACACCAGUUGCGAGGUUAUUUUAAGAUUACAUCGAACGAUACGAUAAAGAUUAUCUCUUUCCAACACCAUGCGAAUGGAGGCAGCCAGUUUAUUACUCUGUGGACAGAUACGAGACUCGUUGCGAAUGAUUGUGAUAUCUCACUUCUAAGAAAUCUUGAAUCAAAAAUGUUUUCAGCCAACAACACCGUCCAUCCAAAUCUUAUCACUAAACUGCUCCCAAAUAUCGUUCUGAUUGAUGCAAAGAUUUCAUAUUAUGGUCAAUGUAUCCGCAACAUAACUACGUCGGCCAUGAUUUUCCCAACACCGACUGACAGCAAUGCACCACAAUAUUCGAUUAGACUGCCCAUCGUAAACGUCACUACUGGCCUACCAUUUUCAUAUAAAAUCCCACGUGAUACGUUCAUAGAUAAAAUAGAUGGUGACACGCACGCCUUGCUUCUUUCAGUCUCAGAAAGUGAUGGCUCGCCAAUUACCUAUGCUUCACCUGCCCAAUUCAACACGAGCCACCAAAUAGUAGCAGGGAUAUUCUUUGAGAGCGUGCUGCAGGGAUCUUUUUUCAAGGAUUUUCACUAUACUUUGACAGCAACAAACUCGAGGAAUCUCAAAACAUCCAUUCCUUUAACAAUCAGAGCUGAAGCAAAUCAAAACAGACCAGGAACCAUUGUUACCACCUCUGCAAACACCUUCUACAACCAAAUGACACCACACCUUAAAAUUUCAUCCGAUUUCUUGCGUUUGAUUAGCAACUAUAUCAUUCCAUCAGAUACGACAGACUUCUCCAUUAUUUCUUUGCAACACACCACUAGCAACAUCGGGCAAACGACAAUUGCUUGGUCCUAUAAUAAGAUCAAUGGUACAGCAUGCAAUAGAACCAUGCUGAAGAGCUUUCUGUCCUUGCUCAACGUUCCUAAUAGUCAACCAAAUCCAAACUUUAUCGCUGCGAUGUCUCCAACUUUUAUCGUGUUUGCCUCUACGAGCGAAAAAGUAAACAGUUGUGACAACAGCACCUAUUUCAUUAGCAGCACAAUCACUCCAGUUUUUCAUAUAACGCCAAGCUCUUCGUUUCCUUUGCCAAUUUCCCUUUAUAUCAGCUCAAUUAUUAACACGAACACUCCUCCAAAAGUAACAAGUCAGAUACUGCCACUGUUUGCUUAUUUUUGUUCGCGAUUUUCUUACACAAUUCCAAAUGAUCUUUUUCGUGACGACGAAGAUGGUGACACACGAAGUUUGAAAAUUCGCCUCCAGACACAUGAAAGGAUAACUAUUGGUGCUUCAUCGUGGCUUCAGUACAGCGACACAUCCAAAGUUUUGUACGGAAUCCUUAAAAUAAGCGACUUCUUUAAAAAACCAUCUGGCGGAUACAGGUUUUACUUGGUUGCAACUGACAAGCAAGGCCUCGAAGUAAGCACGGACUUUACAAUAACCAUUCCUGAUAUUCCACUGAGAUAUAACCACGUGAUCACUAUGCGUGUAAACAGAAUAUUUGAUAAUUCUAUCCCAGACGUGAAUGAGCAGCUAUUGAUAAGCACAAAGAUAUUAGAGUUCUUCAAAGAUUCAAACACAAACAGUAUCAACAUCAUUUCCUACCAGAGAUCUCAGGCAGGCAACAGUGCUACCAUUGAAUGGAGCAACUGCAGCAUAGCCUACAGUCCAUGUCCCAUUGCAGGCCUAUCUGCCAUGUUGAGCAAAGUGAUUGACACCUCUGGUACGGUAACGGACAAUUUCAAAAGUGCAAUGUUGCCUCAUUAUACCAUACAGCAAUUCAAUGUUAGAAGACUUCCUCCAUGUAAUACAACAGAGCAAUCGAGUACAGUCUCGACUAUGACAAUUUCUCCAAGCCCUUCCCUGCCUCCCUUUCUGCCACCAUUGCUACAAGAGCCUUUAAACCAACUGAAUAUUAGUUGGUGUGCACCAUUACAGUUACAAAUUCCUGAGAAAAUGUUUUCUGAUGGUUAUGGUGGAACUUCAAAAAAUAUGUCUAUAGAUCUUCUUCAGAUUAAUGGAUCCUCACUACCCAGUCAGUAUUGGCUGAGAUUUGACACAAAAACACAGACAAUUAUUGCCUACCCAACACUAAAUGAUCUCUCUUCUUAUGAAACCACGUAUUUUCUCGUAACUGCGACAAAUCAAAGGAAACUAACAGCAAAGGCAAACAUAACUUUCGUGGUUACGAAACCAAAACCCAAUCCAAAUCAUCAAAUCAAAGUAACAGCUGCUGCUUACGUCAGUGAAACAGUUACAAAUGUUGACAUUAGGAUUUUGAUAUGGAACAAAAUGAAAAAGUAUUUCCAAUCAAAUAGCACUGAAAUUAUCUCAUUUACCAACUAUUCAAGAUCAAUUUCAAUGCCAUCUCGGGUUAUAUUCACGUUUAGCUUCUGCUUUGUAUCCGAAGAUCCUUGUCAGAAAUCUGAGCUGGAUGACCUGUUAUUAAAAUUACUCAUCGCUCCUGGUAUUAUCAACUCAGAGUUUGUUGUUGCCUUCAGCCCUGAAAUCGUGCUAACAGACGUUAGUGUGGAACACGUGGGAAUUUGUACCUCAUACACGUUGACUCCUUCUUUGACACAAGCAACAACCUAUAUUCCAGUGACAAGCAGCGUCCAUGUUGUUCCAAAAAACCAGCCACCACUUAUCUUACAAAACAUCGGCACUCUGAACAUUGAUGCUUGCAACGUAUUUGUUUACGUCGUGCCAGAAAGAGCUUUUUACGACGUGGAAGACGGUCUUACCCAACAUCUGCGCCUGUCUGUAACUCAUUUUAAUGGCACAAGACUUUCUAAUGAUUCAUGGGUCACGUUCGACCAAAGAACGAGAGUUUUGAAAGCUGUUUAUACGAAGGAUGGAGCCCAGGAUUUUCAGUUCAUUCUAAAAGCUACUGACAAAGGAGGGUUGACGGCAUCCCAAACUCUUCAUUUCAAAGUGCAACGGCUUGUAAAUCCGGUAAUGUUUUCAGUCGACACUCUAGGAACUGAUUAUUCUUCAAAAGGGACACCAAUUGUUGAAAUAUUAGAACAGUUCAGUAGGAAACUUGUUUCGUAUAUUGGUGUUCCAGUGCAGCUUCUUUCUCAAAGCAGAACAGGAAAUCAGUCUUUGAAGAUCUCUUGGACUAUCUGCGACCAAAGUGAUUGGUGCAAUGACACUGCUUUCACUUUAUUAAAAAACAAAUUGUUAAUCACCGAAACAGUCUUGAAUCCAGAUCUUGUGAUCGCCCUAGGGCCUGCCUUUAUAGUAAGACAGAUAAACAUUCAAAGCAUUGUGUCAUGCUCAUCUUUAGCAAAAGCAAUGUCAACAGCAGCGUCAAUCAUCCCUCCAUCACAGGCAUUUACAUCCCUUCUUUUCAGUUCAACGGUAUCCACACUGAACACUGCACCGAUGUUUGUAAAAAGACUUCCUACUUUGAUGAUUAGUUCCUGUAGGCCAUUCUCCAUGAAAUUACCUGAUGCCCUGUGCUUUGAUAGAGAGGAUGGCUUUAACAAUGUUAUCCUUUCAGUUGCCUACAAAAAUGGAACCCAGCUUUCAGAAUCUUCGCUUCUGAAUUUUAACAGAGCAAAUCGGACCAUUUACGGGGUACUUAAGUUGUCAGAUUUAACACCUAACGGACAACUGAAGGAAGAGUUUUCGAUCUACUGCCAAGACUCGAAAAACUUGGUCACCUCAAAAGAGCUUGCAUUUAACGCCACUGAAUCUUCGAAAAACCAGACUGGCUACUCCCUUACGUUCCACACCUAUAUCUACACUCUCUCAGCACAAAGAAAUGUUGAUAUCCAGAUGGUAUGGAUACAGAAGUUUCAGAAAUACAUGGCUCAUCCAGAUGCCAGUUUAGUGCAAUUUUUGAAAUUUGACAGAUUAUCCUCAAUUCAAGCCACGUUUACAAUAAGCCUUUGCAAUGUUGAUAUAUGUAACUCAUCGUUAAUGCUUUUCAUACGAGAUAAGAUCUUUUCAACUAUGCCUGACUUGAAACCACAGUUUGUGGCCGCAAUGAUACCGGAGUUUAGUCUCGUUUCAAGCACGUUGAUACCGCCCUCGUCAAUCGAUUGUCCUAUCCAAAGUACAAUUGUUCCAACUCAAACUUCAUUCUACAGUCAGUUAGCAAGCUCUGUUGUUUUCAAAAAUCCCAUUAAAGUUCUAAAAAGCAUUCUGGCUAUAAAUAUUUCACUUUGCAGUCAGUUUGUAUAUGAGAUUCCUGAAGAUGUUUUCUACGACCCUGUAGAAGGCUACACGCGUAAUCUAACAGUAUCGAUUCAUGAUGACAAUAGCAGUCUUGUAAAUCAAAAUGCCUGGCUGAGUUAUGACCAUACCAAACUUAUGAUAACUGGAUAUGCAGUGCAAGAUGAAGUAUUGCAAGAUUCAAGCAAACUACGAUUUAGACUCAUUGCAAGAAACAGCCGAGGUAGUAGUGCAGAAGCUCUUGUCCUUUUGAAUCUCUCCCCGCCGUAUAAUGCUGUUUAUAGUGGCUUCGUCACGGAAGCAGAUGUAUACGGUACAUACAAAGACAAUGUUCAAUUGAUGCUUGAAAUCUCCACUAAAAUCAAAGCUUAUAUAGGAAAGCCAUCUGAAUCUGGCCUAGUAUUUACUAAAUACACAAAGUACGGUACCAAUCGACCAAGAAUUGAAUUUACAUGGAGUACCUGUUCUCUAAUCGAUUCAUGUGACCAAUCUACUUUCAAAGCAAUCUCAAGCAAACUUCUUUUCUCGGGAACAAUUUUAAACUUUGAAUUUAUAACAGCACUGGCACCAAAUAUCCUUGUAACACAAGCAAGAAUUCUUAAUAACGGAGGCUGCACUGACAUCAGAACUCCCCAGACAACAUAUGGCACAACUUACACGCAAAUCCUUACCCAGUCAGAUUUGCCAACAACCUUGAUUAUAAGACCAACUGCAUUUGUUCAAGCUUCUUAUCUCACGAAUACAAUAAACACGGAACUGCUGAGACCUUCAGGUGCCUCUACGGCGAGUCUGGCAACUUCAAGUAUCCCUUCAGUUCUUAAAGUGCAGACUCCUUUGGCACCCUUAACCUUGAAUAUAUGCAGUCCAAUCAGCUUUCAAAUACCGGAAAACACUUUUUACGAUAGUUAUGAUGGCAGCACUAGAAAUUUGACGCUCACGGCCUUGCUUCAAGAUCAUUCAACGAUCCCUCUUAACUAUUGGGCAAAGUUUGUAUCAGAUUCGCAGACAUUAAUUGCUCACGCAACGCAGGCGCUUUUGAAAGAUCAACCAGUUAAUGGAUAUCAGUUCAUCAUAAGAGCUACAAACAGAAGAAAUCAAUAUGCAGAGACACCACUUGUAUUAAAGAUAUCUAGCGAGGCCCCUCCUGCGCUUCACAACAUCACUGUUUCCUUUGAAGAAACAUCUCCAAUGGCUGCCACUUUUGUUGAUGCUAUCACGUUCAUUAGAAGUCGAUUGAGUUUAUAUUUCGGAGAUGCAACAAACAAUAGCAUUGCGAUUUUGCAAAGCAGACAAAGCAAUACCUCACCAAAAGUAGUAAACGUGACUUGGUACAAUUGUACACUCGCAAGCUUAGGGUGUAACACAAAUAUAUUCGAUGCGUAUUUCUCAAGAAUCGUUACGGCAAAUGAUAUUGUUAAUCCAAGCUUUACAGUUGCAUUUAGGCCUUACUUCCAAGUACAGAGCGUGAGUAAGGCAAUGUCAGUGCUUUGCUUCACUUCGAUGUCACCACUUCUCUCGCUUCAGUCGCUGCCAAUACUUGAUUCAUCGACAUAUUCUGUUCCAGUCGUACAAACAACCGAUUUUGCAAAAUCAGCAACUUUUAUAUCCAUGGUAUCCUCGUCAGUUAUCUGGAGUCGAAACUCUCCCCCAACCCCCAUGAGAUCGCUGAACAUUUCGGUAAGCUACUGCGAUGGACUUCGCUAUAAAAUCCCAAAUGAUGUAUUUCAUGACAAAGAAGAUGGAGGCGCUGAUAAACUGACACUUGAACUUCUCUCCAUUGAGAGAAACCCUUUAAAUUGCAACGAUACGGUGCAGUUGAAUCAAACAAGCCAAGAAAUAUUUGGGACAAUAGUCGCAACACAUUGGAAUACUACGCAGAUACUGUUGCUAAGAGCAACGGACAAAAGUGGUUUGUCAGCAACAACUAAUGUCGUCUUUACAACAAGCAAAAGACCAAGGUUCACGACAUUUGCAGUAACAUUCCUUGUACGAAUGACAAACAGAACGUGUCUUUCAAGUGUUAUUGAAGACUUAAGAUAUAAACUGAGUAUUUUUUUGCGUCGUUCAAGCAUAAGCUUUUUAUCCUAUGAUUACAGUAGACAAGGUGAUCAUGUGAGCGUCAUGUGGACGGAUUGUUCUGCUUUUGAUAAAGUAUGUAACGACAGCCUUGCCCAAGACAUCAAACAAAAGAUUAUAACGAACAGUACAAUCAAACCAGAGUUGAAUAAUUUUUUGCUUCCAAAUAUCAGGCUAGAAUCUGUAACAAUUUCCGAAACCGAAAUAUGCAAAACACCAUCGUCAUCAGCCAUUGUACUCAAUAUUACCCUUUGCAAUAAACUGAACUAUACUUUGAAUGAGUCAUUGUACAGAUCUUCGGUGAUCAGCUUAGACCAGAAGCAGAAAAGACAGGAGCUUGCGUUUGAGCUCGUAUCAUCAGAUGGCAGGCAACUGAACUGGAUAAUGUUAGAGAAGGACAACAUUGUAGCCAUGCCAGUAUACAAUGAAUUGAAAAACAAACCUAAUACAGUUCUGCAGCUGAAUGCAAUAUUCGACAAGCAAGUUAUCAAAAGCCUGGACGUAGUGCUCCAACAUUCGAAUAUAAAAGCAGUUCAAAUUAAUUUUACGAUCAGUUUGACCAUGAUCAGUUAUAAAUCGAUUGAUAUGACUGACGUCAGACUGCUUGAGGCGAUCAAGAUACCCAUUGCAGAUUAUCUCAAUAGUUCCUCCAGUGAAUUUGUUGUUGUUAGCUACAAUAGGUCAAGAGUCUAUCCUGAGACAGUGAAAUUGAUAAUAACUCCUUGCUCUACUUUACGUAUCUGCAAUUCAACUCAUCAACAAUUCGUUACAAAUGCACUAGCUUUGGGGAAUGGAGUUCCGACGUACGGCUUAGUACGAGCCAUGUUACCAGAUCUUUUCCUCUUGGGGCUCGUUGUAAAUAACACCAGUCAAUGUAAGUAUAAAAAACCAGAGGAGAAUUCAACCAAUAUUGAAAUCGUUGUUCCGCUCUGCACCAGACUUUUCGCCAAGACAACAAGUGGAAUCAUCAAAAGUGCCAUGAAUUUCUCAGAAAAGGCACAAUACAAGCUGCUUGAUUCCAGUGGAAAUGCAUUGAGCUUGAAUUCCUGGGUUCAGUUGGAAGAAAAUGAAAAUCUGAUUUACGGUGUACCUACGCAAAUGCUGCUUAAGACCCAACCAGCUGAAGGAUACACGUUUAUACUUAGAGCAAAAGACGAUAAAGGAAGAAUCAAAGAUGCAAAAUUGAAUAUAACAAUCACUGGGAACAGGGCAAAGCCAAAUUAUACACAAACAAUAUUUUUCAAGAGCCAAUACCUAAAAAACACUUCCGACGCUAAAAUACUUCUCACUGUUCGUGACAAGCUUUCACUGUUGUUGCAAAACAUUUCUUUUUUUCAAAUAACGUUUAUUUCCUUCAGAAAGCAGUUUGAUGCAAGUCAAAUGAGCAUGUUGGAAUUUACGAAUUGCAGCUUUCUAAGUGAUCCUAGUGAAUGCUCCAAUCAAACAAUAGAUAUGAUGUCAAAAACGCUGAUAGGGAGGAACGGACAACCAACACAAGCGCUGGAAACUGCAAUGCAGCCGAAUAAUACAAUUUUCAAAAUUAUAGAAACGAGGUCCUAUCCUUGUAGAAAUAUUUCCAAUCACCCACCUACGUCUGACAAGCCAUUUCCGUUGCUGAAUGUGUCUGUUUGUGCAAGGCUUGAGCUUAGUAUACCUGACGCUACCUUUAUAGACCCUGAAGAUGGUAAUGCCUCAUCACUGGUGCUGUUCUUGAAAUCAUCAGAUGGCAAAUAUCUUCAGUUAGACAGCUGGAUACAGCUUGAUCUACUUAUGAAGACAAUCUACGGAAUACCAACUUAUGAUGUAAUAUCAAAGAGACCAUCGAAUGGGUACAUCUUUAGACUAGAGGCACAGGACAGUAAUGGGGCUGUAGCAUCACUGCCAAUUACAGUCAACAUGAGCGGCAAUACACCAAAUAGAAGCCUUGUCAAUUUGCUCGUUGAAACACCCCUUCUUGACAGUGCUACAUCUAUCGUGAUCCAAAGAGCGUUCCUGAUCAAUUCUGCAAAAUGUCUAAACAUAUCACAGCAAGACAUCGCCCUUGCAAACUAUAAGGUUAUAGAAAGGACUACAAAGCAAAUCAAUAUAUCGAUAUUUUAUAACUGUACCUAUUCUCAAGAUCAGUGUGACAAGGCACUCACCAUUGAAUUCUUGAAUCGAGUAUCGUCUAAUUCGACCUACAGACAAUGCGUUUAUCCAGAAUUCUCUGUCAUCAAAGUCGACAUGACUCUGACUGAGUCCUGUAAGAAUACCACCGCAAAUACGGCACCGUCAUCAAAAUUUUCUUCACUCCAGCUAAAUAUAACAAUAUGUGAAGCUUUGUACUACAAACUUCCAAACAAUACAUUCACAGAUGCGGAAGAUGGCGUAGAGAUAAUGAAGAGCAUAAAACUCGUAAAAGCCAAUGGCAGCCCAAUUCAGAAAUCCGAUUUUGUGCAGCUGAAUAAAGCAACUAAUACUAUUUAUGCUCUCUACCCAGGUAUUGACGAUAUGAAACAAAACAUCUUCUCAAAUUACUCAUUGGAAGCAGUAGAUUCAAGCGGUGAGAAAACAAGAUCGACUGUUGCCAUAAAUGUACCUGAAAGGACGCAAAAUUUUACAUAUCAUAUCUGUCUUGUUUUGAGACAAUAUUCUCAGGUACCUCAGAUGGAUAUCGAUGUUGUAAUUGAAAUUUUACAGAGAAUCGAAAGGUUUCUUACUAAUUCAUCUCAGAGCCAAUUCAUAGUAGCUAGAAAUUACAGUCUUACGGAAAUAUAUCCAAGAAGCAUCAAACUGUGCAUUACAAACUGUAGUUUUUCCGAUGGCGCGUGUCACGAAACGUCGGUUAAAGAAUUGAGAAAAGUCAUCUUUCUUCGUGAUAACAUCGCAACACAACAGUUCAGACAAGCAUUAGGCCCAGAUUUCAUGAUCACGGAAGUCUCCGACUACUACGCAAGUCACUGCCAAAUGGCCCCACUAACGUAUGCAAUUUACCCAACAGUGGUGUCUUCCUUGGUUUUGGCUACAAGUAGCAUUAUGCCUACACCAUAUCAUUUCUGCUUCUCUGGCAAAAAUUCAUCACCCAAGAUCAUCAACAGUGUAGGUUCAUUAACAGUCUACAUUGGACGCCCAUUGAUGUAUAACAUCCCAAAUGAUAUAGUCUACGAUAAAGAGGAUGGCUAUCUGAAGGUCAAGCUGACUAACAUGGAUAACACUGCCAUAGAACACAAAUGGCUUCAGUUCGAUGAGACCGAGCAAAGAAUUUAUGUAUCAGUUUUUGAAACUGAAAGAUCUAAUUUCAAAAGUGAGCAGUAUUUUAGAUUAGUGGCGACCGAUUCAUGCGGCAUCAAAGUAUACGACAUUUUAACUGUCACUGUUGUGGGGGCGGUUUCUUGUUGUUAUGUUAUACAGUUGGAGUCUACUCUCAACUAUUUGAAUUGGACAGGAAAUGUCACAACACAAUAUGUCUUCUUUAAAAGGCUUGUGAACGCUUUCAACGACACGCAAGACCAGCUACGACUUUAUGGGAUUGUAAACCAAACAUAUAAUAUCUCAAAGACUGCCGUGUUGUUUACAAACUCCUCAUAUAGUAAUGAAUCAUGUCUUCUUGAGCACACUGGUCAGUUGUCUGAUGUCGUGUUUCUCAAAAAUGGUACCUCGAGAAAAAGCUUCGUUUCUCAGUUUGCAGACUUUGGCAUCGUGGAUGCAGUCGCAGGAAAUAGCAGUAGCUGCAACAAGACUUUUGUACCGCUGAUUCCAAUAACGGUAAACACCCCAGGGGCUGCAAAAGCACGGACGUUUGAUGAUUGGUUAUGGUAUGUGCUUCCCUUUAUCAUCCUUGCAUUUCUUGUCAUCUGUUGCUGCUUUCUGUUCUACUGGUGCGGGGCCUGUCGCCAGACAUGCUGUGGAGGAGCAAAGAAGUCGGGUGAUUUAUUUUCUGCCGCAGCAGCAGCAAAACCAAUACAAGAAGAAAUAAUGAUGCCAGUAGCUGCUGACGUCGCGCAAGCAGAAGACCCAAGUACUGCAGCAGUUGCUGCUAAUGCUUUGUCUGAUAAUGGUUCUUCUAAAGAUCCAUUUGAAGAAAUGUAUGCAGACAUAGACGCAACUGCUAGAAAUUCAUCUGUGCCUUCACUUUACAAAACAAGAAGUAAGCCGCUGUGGAUGAAAGCAGCGAAAAGACCGCAAGCAGGAGAUCCGCCAUCCGAUUCAACUGGAACCAAGCCGAUAGAAGAACCGAUUCUUCAAAGUGCUGCUUCUUUACCGCAGGAAGCCCCGCCUGAUACAACUGACGGACUGGCAAUGCCUAUUGCAGCUUCUUUGCCUAGACCUUCAUCGCCAGAACAACCAAUGACAGCGACAUACUCUCCAAACACCCGUCAUCGACCAAGCUAUCUAAUUUCGCCUUCUUCAUCUGUGACAUCAGUUGAAGAGGAUCCUCAGACUGCUGCUGCAAUUGCACCAAUGGCACAAGGUCCAUCUUAUUCUGAAAGGCCUUUAAUCCAUGAAGAUGGGUUGCAGGCAAUUAGCAAUACAGGUUUUGAAGCAGCUCCUGCCCCAGUACCUAACGAGCCGUCGAUAAACCCAGUUAAUGAGAAUCCAAUAGAAUCAGGCAUCCUUCCUCAAUUCCAGCAACCUCUAUCAGCACCAUUGUUAAGAUUACCUUCUACACCGAUAAUCUCUCCCAGUGAAGCACCACCACCAUAUUCACCUCCAGCUAUGAUUAAAGAACGGGGGCCUAGGUGGUUCAGAACCAGACCAGCAACUCGGGUCAUAGAAAAAAGGCCAACAAAGACAAUUAUACAUAUACCAAAACGUUUAUCACGACUUCCUAAAAUCAGGCACACGAAAGAUCAUUUUGAAGAAAGACCUUAUCCUCGAAAAAGCACCCAGUCUGUAACAAGCCCAUUGAAAUAUUCAGUUUCCCUGGAGUCCAGAAAUGGCCUAAAACGCAGAUCGAUAAGUGGUUCGAGAAAACGGCAAGUUAUUCCGAUCCGUACACUACGUAGGGAGUCGAAACGUGUUGAACCUGAUCAAAGUUAUGAACGAAUAAAAAGCUUUGAAAGUCUUAUACCAAAAUCUAAUUUAAGGCCAAGCUUCGAUUACUUAAGUGACUACUAUACAGACGUCACUUCGGUCGGAGAGCAUCCUCCAAGAAUGCCAAGAUACGGCAGCAAAGACUUUUUACACAAGGAUGACUCUUAUAAUGCUUUAUCGGAGGAUCAAGUUCCAGUGAAAAUCAACGGAGUCGUUAAAGCCCCCGAGAAGCUAUUAAUGAAGUGGUUAAAAGAUGGGUCGUUACAAACCACUAUAACAAACGCAGAUCCCAAUUUUGAUGAUUCAUUUGUACUAAAGAAUAGGCCAAAGAAAAGAACUAAAUCACCUUUGCGUGGGGUUCACCAGAUAACAAGUAGGCAUGAACAGAGGCCGUCCCUUUUUGAACAACGGGGAGGUGAUUUGGAUGAGGUACACUCUUUCACAGAUCUUCUUCCCAGGAGACAAAGCAGACGGAAAGGAAGGCAAAUUUCAAGAAGCCAAACAGGGCGGCAUAAACACAACGCAGCUUUGAGUGACAUUGCGGAAUCUACUGGAAAUGUCUCCGAACGACCAUUAAGUAUAGGAUACCCUUACUCGAAAGACUUAUACGAAUAUGUCCAGACUGUUGUGAGACCAAGAGAAGUGGAUAAAAUAAGAAAGGACAGGCCAUUAACAGAUUCUGUUGAUAUUUCUUUCGAAGAUAGCAGAAGUGCAAACCAAAUACAAAAGAAGGUUGUUGCAGGGUCUCAAAAUGGCUUGACUCGACAAAAGUCAAGAAGAAGUAUCAACGAAAUACUGUCAAGAAUGACCAGAAGACGUCAGCUGAAGAAACACAGACGGGCGUUCCAAGACAAUGAAUUUCACGAACUGUGAAUUUUCUUUGCAGCAACAAAACAGUAAUUCCCUGUUGCUGGAAAACAGAUUUUAUUUCAAGCUACCAUCUUAUCGAUGAUUUAGGCGAUUUUUUCUAAUUGUUAUUAUUAGAAUUAUGGUGAUAAGAUUUUAAUCAAAGCACGAAUUUUGACACAGUGAAAAUUUUUAUAGCUUGUAAGCAUCAAUCUUUACGUGUUCAUAGUAUAAAAAAAAGAGAUGUUGAAGUAAAAAAUUAAAUUUUAGAUUUUUUAGACAAAAUAUUGACAGAAGUUUCAUGUAGAUACGUUUGAAAUAAAAAAAGGCAGGAAUUUUGCUGGCCUAGUAAUGACUUGGUAAAUUUGUAAGAGGAAAAAGUAGUUUCUAUGCUGACAAUCCCCUCGAAUCUAUCUCAAUAAGCUACAUGAAAUAACAUGACUGUUAAAACUGCCAUUUACUUCAUAUUUCUUAACAGUAUAAACAAGUCGCCCGAUGAAAUGAUUUUCUGGUAGUUAAACUUCUUAGAGCCUGAGUUGCGAUUUUUUUGCUGUAUAUGUAAAAAAUUUUGUCAUCGCCGUUAGCAAUUUGUCAUCGCCGUUAGUUUUUAAUAUUUCACUAAGUUUUUUAAAGUAUGAGCCUAGAGUUUCUUAUGGAUGGUUUCUUAUGUAGAAAAAACAAUAUUAUUCGCUUAUUGUGUUCUGAAUUCUUUAA
Messenger RNA from Rhopilema esculentum, 17600 nucleotides. RefSeq lists its product as uncharacterized. The record is from RefSeq and is a predicted model, not a curated record. Gene Ontology annotation, molecular function: laminin binding; calcium ion binding. Gene Ontology annotation, cellular component: dystroglycan complex; dystrophin-associated glycoprotein complex; sarcolemma. NCBI's taxonomy places the organism in Eukaryota, Metazoa, Cnidaria, Scyphozoa, Rhizostomeae, Rhizostomatidae. Gene Ontology annotation, biological process: nerve development; muscle attachment; morphogenesis of an epithelium.